CAGCCACUAAUUGCCGAUCCAUAGGGCUUUAAUGGGACAUGGUUUGGUCCAUUGGAGCUGUAAACUCUUCUCACAAAUCUCCGUCUUGCCAAAAGUUGUACUCCUGAGGGAUCAAGUUCCCCCAUCAAACCCAUGACACGGAUGAAAGGAGUGAAUUUGCAGCAUUUUUCUUUGGCAGUUGUUUUGUGGGUUUGUGUGUUUUUGGUUUUGCAUCAUUCCUGCGUUUGCCCUUGUCGGCCACCGUAUGUUCCUCUAUUUAACAAUUUAUACCAAAAACAUUUUUACAAAAACUCAAUUUCUUUCUAUUUUUAUACCAAAAUCCAGUUAUUUUAUCUUCCUGUAAAUCAAAAUGUGACGUCAGCGUUUAUUAACUGAUUCUCCCCGACUGCAGGAAAUAUGUAAUUCAGGAAAUAAGUGGACGUGUGAUUUGUGUCUCAGCUUUAAAGGCGUCUCUGUGUGUGUUUGAUGCCACAGGGAUGGGGAACAGCAACAGUGACCGGUCCAGUGGGGGUCAGGGGGACAGGAAGGAGGCCCGACCCAACAUCCUGAUGGACAGCACAGAGGACACAGACCUCUUCCGAGGAGAGGACCAAAAGGCUCCGCAGGAAAUCCAGGAGUUUCUGGCCUGGCAGCAGGACCUGGAGAGUGACAGCAAGAGUCCAACGCAGGACGCCAGACCCACAGUGUUCAGGUGGCCCGGCGCCGCCAAAGAGGUCUUCGUGUCCGGCUCCUUUAACAACUGGGCCACCAAGAUCCCGCUCAACAGAAGUCAGAAGAACUUUGUGGCCAUAGUGGACCUGCCGGAGGGGGAGCACCAGUACAAGUUCUGUGUGGACGGUUUGUGGACGUUGGAUCCUGCUGGGGCUGUGAUGACGUCAAAGACGGGAACGAUCAAUAACGUCAUCCAGGUGAAGAGAACUGACUUUGAGGUGUUUGAUGCCCUCAGGAUCGACUCAGAGGAUUCUGCAGACCUCUCAGGUACCUGGAUUCAACCCCAGAUAUUGUUUAAAAAAAAGGGUUUUAAUCAGCAUGAAAUGUUAUAA
This is a messenger RNA of Morone saxatilis (striped sea-bass), 1043 nucleotides long. Its product is annotated as 5'-AMP-activated protein kinase subunit beta-1-like. The record is from RefSeq and is a predicted model, not a curated record. Gene Ontology annotation, molecular function: protein kinase binding. The transcript has 4 exons. Bases 477 to 1043 code for a protein of 188 amino acids. Gene Ontology annotation, cellular component: cytoplasm; nucleus; nucleotide-activated protein kinase complex. Lineage: Eukaryota; Metazoa; Chordata; Actinopteri; Moronidae. Gene Ontology annotation, biological process: signal transduction.